Messenger RNA from Aspergillus calidoustus, 378 nucleotides. The record is from the annotation of a GenBank genome assembly. NCBI's taxonomy places the organism in Eukaryota, Fungi, Ascomycota, Eurotiomycetes, Eurotiales, Aspergillaceae.
AUGUACGCCCUCGUCCUCAACUCCUUCAAAACAACCCCGGCCGUCCGCCGCAUCCUCCCCUGCGCCUUCUACCACCCGGGCAAAAACCCCCUCAUGAGCCCGCAGCAGCAGCAGCAGCAGCAGCCGCAGCAGCCGGGGUCGCCACAGGUGCACUCGACUUCCAAGGUCGACGACUUCUACAUCAACUCGACGUACCCGGAUGACUCGGAGACUCCGCCUACCAUGACGCAGAAGAGGACCUCCAUCCAUGCGACGUCGCAGUGGCAGGAGACGAGGUCCACGCAGAGUGAGGCUGAUGUAAAAGCAGACCGCGGCGAAGCAAAAUCGCUGGACGAUAUCGUCGAGGCGGAACAGGAGCCGAGGCUCGAUGAGAUGUGA